GUCCUUCUCAGCCCACAACCCGCGGAUUUACAAUCAACUAUUCACACAGAUUAUCGCCCUGGGACACAUUUCUUCCCAAUCUCGGACCACUUCAAAUAUGCGGUGGUCUUUAUCUCCAAAUAUGGUCUAGCUGAUCUCCCCGAUCUGUGAGGCAGCCACAGCCCACCAGCACUGACCCAGGAUGUCCAGUAGCUCAGGCUACCCCCCCAGUCAGGGGAGCUUCAGCAGCGAGCAGAACCGAUACCCGCCACACUCUGUCCAGUACACCUUCAGCUCACGCCACCAACCGGAUUUCUCUAUCCCAGACUACCGUGCACAUAUGCAAGAUCCACAGGGUCGGAGAAGACCUUCCUUACUGUCSGAGUUCCACCCUGGAACUGACAGGCCUCCAGAGAGACGUCAUGGUUAUGAACAGCAGUUUCACUCCUUGGCAGCUCAGGCAGAGCAUGAGGCCAUGGAGGGUAAACGCCCCCGCAUGGAGACUGUAGCUGAAGGCCACAUCAGCCGCACCCCUUCCACUGCUGGGGGUAUGGUCCUGGCCAUGCCUCACUCUGUACAGGACAGUUUAAGAGCCACUAUGGAGGUCAAAAAGGAGUCUCCGUUUACUGUCAAAGUGGAGUCCCCAUCCUCAGGACCUUCACUAUCCAUGGGGGACGAACAGGACACCUCGCCUUCCAAACUCUCCAAGGAGGAGCUGAUCCAGAGUAUGGACCGGGUGGACCGGGAGAUCGCUAAAGUAGAGCAGCAGAUUUCAAAGCUAAAGAAGAAGCAGCAACAACUGGAGGAGGAAGCAGCAAAGCCCGUGGAGCCAGAGAAGCCUGUGACCCCUCCCCCAGUGGAGCACAAGCACCGCAGCAUAGUUCAGAUCAUCUACGAUGAAAACAGGAAAAAAGCUGAGGAGGCCCAUAAGAUCCUGGAAGGUCUUGGCCCAAAGGUGGAGCUGCCGUUGUACAACCAGCCGUCAGACACAAAGGUGUACCAUGACAACAUCAAAACGAACCAAGUCAUGAGGAAGAAGCUAAUUUUGUUUUUUAAGAGGAGAAACCAUGCACGCAAACAAAGGGAACAGAAGAUCUGUCAGCGCUACGACCAACUGAUGGAGGCCUGGGAGAAGAAGGUGGAGCGCAUGGAGAACAACCCCAGACGCAAAGCCAAGGAGAGCAGAACACGAGAGUACUACGAGAGGCAGUUCCCAGAGAUCCGUAAACAGAGAGAGCAGCAGGAGCGCUUCCAGAGAGUUGGACAAAGAGGGACAGGACUUUCUGCAACAAUUGCAAGAAGUGAACAUGAGAUUUCAGAAAUCAUUGACGGUCUUUCUGAGCAGGAGAACAAUGAGAAACAGAUGAGACAGCUGUCCGUCAUCCCUCCCAUGAUGUACGACUCGGAGCAGAGGCGAGUGAAGUUCAUCAACAUGAACGGCCUGAUGGACGACCCCAUGAAGGUCUACAAAGCACGGCAGUUUAUGAACGUUUGGACCGAGCAUGAGAAGGAGAUCUUUAAAGAGAAGUUCAUACAACACCCCAAAAACUUUGGCUUGAUUGCUUCUUAUCUUGAAAGAAAGUGUGUUUCCGAUUGCGUCCUCUUCUACUACUUGACCAAAAAGAACCAGAACUACAAGACGUUGGUCAGGCGAAGAAGAAAAGGAAGGAACCAGCAAACAACACGUCUCUUACAAGAAGACAAGUCAGAAGACAAAAACGAAGAGGAGAAAUUGGAGAAGGCCGAGAAAAACGAGGACGAAGAAAAGAAGGAGGAGGACGAGAAAGAUGAAAAGGAGGACUCGAGGGAGAUUGGCAAGGAGAAAGACAAGUGUGACGGCGGGGAGGACGAGGACGGAAAGGAGCAAAGCACGCCGCGUGGCAGGAAGACUGCCAACAGCCAGGGCCGCCGUAAUCGAAGAGUCAUCACRCGCUCCAUGGCCAAUGAGACUGCGUCCGUUUCAGCCGAGGACGCGCCCCCUCCCACCAYGGAGCCCGCCCUGCCAGACACGUCACAGCUCCCCAAAUCUGAGCAUGCCCAGAAGGCCAUGAAGGAGCCUGCAAAACCUCUGACUCCAGUAGCUUCAGUUGAUGCUAAUAAAGCCUGUGAAACCGGGGAAACUUCUCGCUGGACCGAGGAAGAGAUGGAGGUUGCCAAAAAAGGGCUCGUUGAGCACGGCCGAAACUGGACGGCCAUCGCCAAAAUGGUGGGCACCAAAAGUGAGGCGCAGUGCAAGAACUUUUAUUUCAACUACAAGAGACGACACAACUUGGACAACCUGCUCCAGCAACAUAAGAAGGUUACCCGACGGGCUCUUGCUGAUAGGUCUCAAGGGGAAGGCCAAGCCACGGCAUCACCUGACGAUGACGAGGAAAAUGCAGAUGACAGUGAAGGUGGAGACCACAGCUCUGACACAGAGAGCGCCCCUUCUCCCUCACAGGCUGACCCCUCAAAGUCAACAGACUCAAAGAGACCAGACAGCAUCUCGACCGAUGCUCAGUGUGCAGACCAGGACAAAGGUCACGCCAGCAACGCCAAAGCUGCCGAGCCUUCAUACGAGGAGCUUCGCGUCAAGGAGGAGAAAAGCCCUGAGAGCGAGCCCGGGUCUCAGGAGGAAAAAGUCCGGGUCGCUUCUUUCCCCGCUCCGGUGCAUCCCAAAACCGAACCUCAGGAUGUGGACAUGAAAACAGGAGAGGUUCAAGUCAAAGUGGAGCCUGAGAUCAAGGAGAAGGUAGAAAAGGGAGAUCAAGGUGACAGGCAGGGUGAGCUCCACUCCGAUAAUGACUCAAGCGCCACCUGCAGUGCUGAUGAGGAUGUGGAGGCAGAACCUGAGAGACAGAGACUACACCCCAUGGAAAAACCCUCGUUGCUCAGCUCUCCAGGCUCUGUGCUCGUGUCCUCACCCAAACAAACCCAUCUCAGCAUCCAGCAAAUGGAGCAGCGAGCAGCUUCCAUCCCCCCUAUGGUGCCUGGUUCUUAUGGACCUGGCGGAGUGUCCAUCACUGGUCUGACGAUGUUUCAGCACCAGAUAAAAGCGGUUCACGACUCGGCACACCAGGAAGAGAAGCAGAGGCAGGAUCAAGGAGACCUGGAACGUAGACCUCCCUUUAACACUCGCAGCCCGACCAUACUGGACAGAGAUGUCCUCCACCCUGCCUCCAGCCAGCUGGUUCAGGGUUUAAAUGACGGAGUCCGCGUGACGUUCAACCGACCCCCUCGACCUCCUAACAUUCCCUCUCCUCCUCCACUCAUUCCAACCACCAAGCCCACAGACAAGCCCUCCUUCAUCCACGGAGGCUCUAUCUCCCAGGGAACUCCUGGCACAUAUUUGCCCUCCUAUGCUGUCUACGGGCCAGAGGGGACUAAGAGCUCCGUGGGCUCCAUCUCUCUGGGUCUGCCUCGGCAGAUGGAUCCCAACAAGCCUGGGACUCCGGUUUCAACCAUUCAAGAUGGCAGAGACAACUCCUCAAAGGUUGGUGAGGGCCACCCUUUCAGAGGAUCAAUUACUCUGGGCACUCCAGCUCUUCCUCAGCCUAGCAUUGCUGCUGACCUCUAUAAAAACACAAUAACCAAGGUGGCAGAAGAUCUGAGCAACCUGGAUAAGGUCAGGGGGGAACAGCAGGCCAAGGGUCACGUCAUCUAUGAAGGCAAGAGCGGUCACAUCCUCUCCUACGAUCCGAUGAAGAACUCAAGGGAAACCACUCGAAGCCCCCGAACAUGCCACGAGCUAAAGCGCACUCAUGAUUUGAUGGAGGGACCCCUGGGGAGAGGACACCCUGGCAGAGAGGGGGCUCCGUUUGAGGGAUUGAUAAGUAGAGCUUUACCAAGAGAAAGCCACCACGGAGAUUCUAAGGAGCGAAACUUAAUCACUGGAUCCAUCAUGCACGGGACCCCGAGAACGGCCGCUGACAAUUACGAGGAAGCCAUGAAAUAUGGGAAACGGAUCAAAACAGAAAGCCCACCGAUCCGUUCAUUUGAUGGGGCGAUUGGCAAAGGCAAGCCCUAUGAAGGAGUCAGUACCAUCAAAGAAAUGGGUCGUUCUGUUCACGAAAUCCCCAGUGAGUGUCAGGAUCUGCGCAAGACUCCCGACCUGCCUGACAGGAGAGUGAUUGAGGGACCCAUGCCACAGAUCCACUCCCUGGGCCAGCCCACUAUCAAACACAAUGUCAAGUCUCUCAUCACCAGUCCCAAUAAGCUUCCCCACAGCAUGCCCCAACUCGAAGCAAUGGAACGAGCCAAAUACGAGGAGAGCAAGGCGGUCCGCCACACUUCUGUGGUUAACUCCACCGCCGCCUCCGUCCUGCGCUCCACACACCAGGAGGCUAACAAAGCCCAGCACAGCCCGGGCAUGUACGAGGACGCCAACGCUCGCAGGACCCCAGUGAACUACAACAAUCCUGUUUCCAGAGGUUCACCCAUGAUGGGACGUCCUUCAGAUGGUGCCAUGAGCUCAAAAUCAGCUGCACAUGACCGAAAGAGUUCCAUGACCCCGACUCAGAGGGACAGCGUCCCAGCCAAGUCGCCUGUGUCAGGAGGCGACCCCGUAGCGUCUCACAGCCCCUUUGACCCCCACCACCGGCCUGUGGUUCCUGGAGAAGUGUACCGACCCCACUUGCAUCCACAUCUGGAAUCUCAGAUGGCCUUCCACAGAGUGCUGGAUCCUGCAUUCAUGUUUCCCAGGCAGCCAUCCCCAACAGGCUACCAUAACACCCACCAGUUGUACACCAUGGAGAACAUGCGGCAGACCAUCCUGAACGAUUACAUCACUUCCCACCAGAUGCCUCGGGCUGACCUGGCCAGAGGGCUGUCGCCACGGGAGCAGCCUGUCGCCAACCUUUUUGCACCCGGAGCUCGAGGGAUUUUUGAUCUAGCCCAGAUGCCUCCAACUAUCCUGUUGCCUCAUCCUGGGGGAACAGGUACUCCCACUAUGGAACGGCCAACCGCCUACCUCCCUGGACCUCAGCCCCCUUUCCCUCCUAGAGCUUUCAACCCAGCUUCCAUAUCGCCAGGCCAUCCAGUCCAUCACGCUGCAGAGAGAGAACGGGAGAGGGAGCAGCAGGAGAAGGAACGGGAAAAGGAAAGGGAGCAGCAGCAGAGGGAGAGGGAACGCGAGCGGGAGCGGGAAAUGCGAGAACGAGAGCGGGAGCGAACCAAUGAAUACAUACGUGGAGGUGCUCUAGAGCAGCCUGGCCGGCCAGGUUUCCAGCUCUCCCCAUUGCCCUCGCUUAGGACUCAGGACGUGGUAGUUCCACAUCGGCCGAGCGUCUUCCCAGGAAAGAGUGUCAUCACUUCUCUAAUGCCUCAUCCUCCUGCAGUAUCAUCGGCUUCACAAAACAGCUCCCGCUACGGCACAGCAGCUGAUGCUCUGGCUGCUUUGGUGGACGCUGCAGCUGCCCCUCCUCAGAUAGAGCUCCCAAAGAUGAAGGAGAAUAAGCACGAGAGGGACGACGAAAUGUCUUCAUCGGCUUCGGUGCGGCGAGCACCAGUCCUGCCUGAGCACCAGCAGGAGGCGGAAAGGCGCUGUGUCAUGUCUCUGCCAGGUGGUAAGCCCCACCCAGGUUACACAGAGGGUCCAGGCGUCGGGCUGAAGGACAACGCCCCUCCAACAAAGUCCCGCAUCGUGGAGGAGCUUCGUACUCACGGAAAGACAACCAUCACAGCCGCUAACUUCAUCGACGUCAUCAUCACACGCCAGAUAGCUCCAGAGAAAGACUCCAGGGAACGAGGUUCUCAGAGCUCCGACUCUUCGAGCAGCUUGUCAUCUAAUCGAUACGACAACACUGCUGGAGGAGCCAUAGAGGUGAUAAGCCCUGCCAGUUCUCCUGUCCAGCCUCAGCAAGACAAACCAGAGGACAUCCAACAACAAGCAGCAGUUGGCAUGCGGCCGUUUGAGAUGAGUCGUUACCAGCCGCAAGGGGAGCCGCCCCCACCGCCUUCCUCCCAGGCAGACAGCUACUCACAGGUCCCCAAAACUCACAGAGUCAUGACCUUGGCGGACCACAUUUCGCAUAUAAUAACCCAGGACUUUGCCCGAAAUCAGGACCCUCCAGUCUCCUCCUCAGCACCUUCCUCGUUCCAGAGCUCCCUGCCACCGGUGUCUUCGUCAGGUCGAGUCAAAGCACCCAAUCGUUACAGUCCCGAGAACCAGGUCCAAAACCCGCAUCAUCAGAGACCCUCCAGCAGGGUUUCUCCAGAGAAUGCCUCUGACAAGCCCAGAGUCCGACCUGGUAAGUCUCCAGAGCGAGGGGGCAGGCAGAUGGAGAACUACGAGCCCAUCUCUCCUCCACAAGGCUAUCAGGGCAUGGACAAACAAGAACCAGGGGGGGCUCCAUCCCAGAGACGAGAGGCUGAGAACUCUGAGAUGAGGAGUGACUCGCGAUCCCCAGGGAGCGUCAGCUACCUGCCUUCCUUCUUUACCAAGUUGGAAAACACCUCACCGAUGGUGCAAUCCAAGAAGCAGGAAAUCUUUCGUAAGUUGAACUCCACCUCUGGUGUUGGUGAUUCUGAUGUUGGAAAUGCACAGCCUGGGACUGAAAUUUUCAACUUGCCUGCCGUUACAACCUCCAGCAGCAUCAACACCAGAAAUCAGUCCUUCAGCGACCCGACGAGUAACCUGGGUUUGGAGGACAUCAUCCGCAAAGCUUUAAUGGGCAACUUGGAGGACAGACAUGAGGAGCACCAGGGUGGAGGGACUGUUGCCAUGAAUAACACAUCAGGCACAGGCAGUGAUAMCCGGCAGGAGGCCACCUCAUCGCCUAUUAUGGGAAAACAAAAACAGGGCAGAGCAACCAGCCGGAAAUCCAAGUCCCCUAACCUGGGUCAGGCCUACGCUGGAGGGGAGCGUCCUUCAUCAGUGUCCUCUGUCCACUCUGAGGGCGAUUAUCACCGACCAACUCAACCCCAAUGGAGCUGGGACGACCGACCCUCGUCCACAGGUCCCAUACAGUUUCCCUACAACCCGCUGACCAUGCGUAUGAUGAGCACCGCUCCACCCACCUCCAUAGCCUCGCCGUCUAUACAGAGCCAGCAGCAGCCGCCGCCUCCAACUGGAGCUCCUGUGGCCCAGCAGCGGGUGUGGCAGUCCCUGCUGUCAGAACAAUACGAGACCCUGUCCGACAGCGACGACUGAGCUCCGCUACCUACAGCCAUCAGGUCCCAGGAGAGAGGCCGGCCACGCUGAGGCUGGCCUGUCCACACCCCCCCUCUGCUACAACUCACCUCACUCUUUGGCAAAGUGGAACACGUGGAUGGGGGUGGUGGGGUUUUCUUUUUCUUUUUGGUGCUACAGUGCCCCCACCCUGACUGGCACGGCUCUCCAGACUUUAUUUUUGCUUCGGGGGCUCUCGCCCCCCAGCCUGUCAGAGAACUUUACAUCAUCUGACCGGAUGACAUCGGCUACAGUCAAGCUGACGAACUGAACCUGUAAAAACAAAAACAAACAACAUAAGAAGCUAUUUCUGAAUUUUAUGUCUGAUUUCUGUAAAGGUUGACCUUGUCUUUAGGAAAAUCAUUGUAUGUAAAUAGAGUAACCUUUUUGCAGUGUUUUUCUUAACUUGAUUAUUUCUUAUUUUAAUGUCGCUUUUAAAUCGAUCCACUUUAAAUGAGAAGAGCGGAGGUGUAAUCUAUAAUACUGCAGGUGUCCCCCCCCCGCCCCCAAACCAAACCACCCACUCAAACAUUUGUUUUUGUUUAUUUUAUUCACGCCACAGAGACCGGACCCUGUGGUUUGUACUUGACCCUUAGCGGAUCUCAAACUAUGCCACGCUGCCCGUCAUCCACCAAGCCCCACCAGGGCCGAACGCUGUGGACGCCGAGAGGGCAAAAAAAACAAACUGUAACGAACAUCGAUGUCUGACGAUGAACAGAUUGUAACUAACGGACGGUAGAGACAACUUCUCACCCUAUUUGUCGUCGCAGCAAGUUGAGAACACUGGUGUCAUAGCAGAAAGGUGAAGAGUCUGAAAUAAGCUUUCCAGAAAAUGAUAUCGUUGUGACUACUUCUGGACCCUGCCUGAUUAAUGAAAGUGAGCCAAUGAAAUGAUUUUAUUUUAUUUUUUUCCUCUAUUUUUCAUUUAAGAGAGUGUCACAUCUCAGUAGUUUCACUUUCCAAGAUGUCCAGAAUAACUAGGUCGGGACAUUUUGUUUUUGUUUUCCUUAGGAGGGAUGCUUUUGCCUUGUGAUUUGAGAGAGAAGGCAGCUUUAACACAUUUUCUCAGAGAUAUAUGUUGUUCGUAUCUGUAGUUCCUCACUUUUUGUUUACUGUCCUGACAAAAAAAAAAAAAAACCCAUCCUGUUAUGCUUUCUUUUCUUCCCAUGACACAAUAAGAUGAAACUAACCAAACCGAAAGAAUGGUCUGCACCAUUGUUGCACUUUUGAUUGUUUUUAUUUUUCAUUUUUUUGUGGCUUUUCGACAAGAGAAAGCAUCCUACCUGCUGUGUAACUUAUUCAACCUCCAGCCCAGGACUAUACGAAGAUAUGCUUUUAUUUUUCCCACCUCUCACAUAAAGACAAAGAAAAAAAAAUACUGUAUGGUUUUUAUCUUCCUGUCUUUUCUUACCGCUGGUACAUUAUAUUUUUUAUCGUCGACAUGCAUCAGAGUUACCGUUUUAAGUGCAUGGUACCAUUAAAUGUUUAGGACUUUGGUGAUUCAAGGCCUCGAUCACGUAAUCUCUGCUUUCAACGUGUCGGUCAGCGUAUCGCUUUUUAAUAGGUCAGCAUCAUAAACUGCAUCAGCUUUGCUCUCAAAAUCGUCUUUUCUUUCUGACAUGUGACAAAAAUACCAUAUUCUAACUUUGACAAUGCUCAGUUAACAGGUUCUUUCUGCUCUAAACGUGCUUUUAUCCUCGCUACGUUUUGAUUUUGAUUUGCAUAUUUUUGUCCUAGCACGUGCUCGGAUUUAGACUUUGUCAGUUUUGUUCGCCCCGUUCCGACGGGAUGUUGUGUUUACAGACAUAACAAGAAAAAAAAAAACUUUUACAAACUUGAAUCCUUAAGGAAUCCGACAUGAAGCAGAAAAAAGAUCAAUAAAAUUGGAGCAUUUUUUCAGCUCUUCACUAAACAAAAUGUUGACUUUUAUUUUUAUUUUUAAAAUUGAGACUUGAAACCCCUUGUAUCCUAUGAUGUUGAAAUGCAAUGUUUGUAUCGCACAAUGUCUCUUAGUAGGCUAUUACGAGAGUUCAGACCAAUCAAAUAAAGUGGAUCAGUUAUCCACCUCUGAAAAGUUUUAAGUGUAAAGGUGUUCUAUUAUUCACUCGUUGCAUWUUCUUUUAUUUUUUUUUGACUGCACACUCCUGAUGCUUGGUCUCUGAGCUGUACUGCAACUAUCCACUAGAACUUUUAUUGGCAAAUUGAUGAAUAUUAAAUGAGAAAUAUGUCAUAAUUUGCAAUAUAAUAAAUAGUAUGUAAUAUAA
This is a messenger RNA of Austrofundulus limnaeus, 9390 nucleotides long. It is a transcript of the gene ncor1, whose product is annotated as nuclear receptor corepressor 1. The transcript is spliced from 45 exons. Gene Ontology annotation, molecular function: nuclear thyroid hormone receptor binding; transcription corepressor activity. Gene Ontology annotation, biological process: negative regulation of transcription by RNA polymerase II. Gene Ontology annotation, cellular component: chromatin. NCBI's taxonomy places the organism in Eukaryota, Metazoa, Chordata, Actinopteri, Cyprinodontiformes, Rivulidae. The record is from RefSeq and is a predicted model, not a curated record. Bases 182 to 7108 code for a protein of 2308 amino acids.